GCGGCAGACGACCAACACCGUCGACGACGACCUCUCCAACCACUUCGCCGCCGACCCAGGCUCGGACACUCUCCUCGCGUAGUCAAAGCUCACACCUUGAGACAUCCUCGGCUGCGUAUCUAACCAUCCAUUCGUUUUCGCACUAUGCGAGAAUCCAACUUCGCCUUCCCGGUCCAGAAUCGGGCAUGUGUCUGCAUCUCAUCCCAGCUCUAUGAUAGAAGAGCUCUCGAUACCAACUCACCCUUGCCGCUGUUCAAUUCGCUGACCCAUCUUACCUACCUCACGUCCACAUCACCCCGCAUUCGCGAGAUCAUGACCAUGGAUGGCGGCCUCGAACGCCUCGUUCGAAUACUUCACGAUUUCUGCAUGUGUCCGCCGCCCCCGGAAAACCCGACGCUUUUCUACGGCCUCUCUCCAUCGUCUGCACAUCCUCCGAAGUUGGUUCCCACCCUCAACCCUAAGUCGUUCGACAAACAAGCGCAGUAUCGUUUCACCUUGGCCUUCCAGUGCGUUGUCAACAUUGGGGUUCGCGGGAGCGAGCCCAUCAGGAGCCGUGUUGUCCAGGCCGGGACGCUUGAUGUUGUGGGCUGCAUCCUCGAGGCGUGGCUUGCUGGCCACGGGUUCGCUGUUGGGCCAAGCGUUAGCGCGAGUGGCUUGCCGCGCGAAACUAGAGAGCAGAGAAACGCGAGGCGGCUGGCCCAGCAGGAGGCUCGCCAGAAGGAACAGGCAGAUGCGCUGGCCAGGGCCCUCCAGAGGCAGGUCAACAACGCUGAGCGCGCUUCUGGAAUUGAGAGAGGACCGAGCUCAUCAAACAGAGAAGACAAUGCUAUGGAGACAGAAUCACCGACGUCUCGACAGGAGACGGAUAUAUCGACAGGGACAUCGACAGAGACAUCCAAUAAUGUUACACCAGGCGGCACGGACACCCCUACUGGAGCUGUUAUUGUUCCAGGAAGGGACCGAAGCGGCACCAUCAUCGCCCGCCCGACGUGGGAUCAGGCGGCGGCUCCCACCAACGCCCAUCGCCGAGGUCAUCGGACUCGACAUCACCAGGCAUCAGAGUCUGCGGCUGCCUCCACGUCGACUUCUGCGGACAAUUCAAGGCCCGAAACGGAGACAGAGGACGAUGGAGACGUUGAUAUGGAUCGCGAGAGCAGCCGCGAGGUCGACGAACACUCUAUCUCCGGUACUCCUCCUCCCGAGCGUCGUGCCUCCAUCGCCAGUGUAGGCACCGUUCGCGGCACUGCUGUGCAUGCUCGGAGGGCUGUUGGGAUCGUCUCGGACGCAGCCACCAACACGACGGGUGCCUCACUCGAGAUCAACAGCGAUGCUCACAUCAUCAUCAAUGAGCAAAACGGGGUUGGGGUGGACGGGGUUAGUGUGGAAGACGGUCUUGUCUCUCUGGAAGCGAACGACGAUUUUGCGAUGGGCGCGCCGCCAGGUGCUCCGGGAGCCAUUGAUGGACCGGCAGCGCGCGCCGUCUCCGACGUUCACGGGCCAGGGGAGAGGACGCCUCGCGCGGGCACGGCCAACUUGCCUCACGCUGUGCCCAUUGCUCUCCCACCCGUGCCGAACACCACAACAGUCCGGGUGACGGCUCCCACCGAAACCGGAACAAUGCGCGGACGUACCAGCCGCGCUGUCAACGCCACUCCGACGGCGGCGAACAUGGCUGGCUCUGCUGCGGCCUCGUCGCAUGGGCAUCAUCACAUGCGGGAGACAGAUACGGGUCCCUACAGAGAUGAAGAUGUUCUGCUGAGCCUCCAGCUCCUAGCGUACCUCAGCAAGUAUCCACAUGUCCGACAAGCGUUCUACAAGCCGCGUCCAUCUUUCCAUCCUGCGACGGCUCAGUUGCCGGUUGGCGAUGGCAGGUUCGCGCAGCCUGUCGCUGGGCCGAGCACUAGCAAAGCUUCCAUUACUUCGUCUACCCCGACUAAGGAGCCAAACUCGUUUAGGAAAGUCUUCAAUACCGCUACAGGCCGCGGAAAGGAGAAAGAAAAGGCGCCGGCGGUGCCAGAGCCGAACGCUAAUGGCUCUGCUGUUCCUCCAAAUACCCCCACUCGCAUGACGAAUGUGUUUUCGCUUGUGGAGAGGUUCACCUUCCGCCAUAGCUCGGCUGAUCUCGACUCGCCGAACCCUCCGCCUUCGCUUCCUCCAGAGAUUCAGUACUGGGCUGGUGUCAUCAUGCGAAAUGCCUGUAGGAAAGACGAGACUAGAGGUGGUAUUCGGCAAUGCGCGAACAUGCUGUGCGGCCGUUGGGAGUCGUAUCCCCGCGAAUUUGCCAAGUGCCGCCGAUGUAGGAAGGCAAAGUAUUGCGGGAAGGAGUGCCAGAGUACAGCGUGGAGUGAAGGACAUCGAUUCUGGUGUAGCGCGAAGGACCCCGAAGAAGACGGAGAGCAUCAUCAUUCACACCACGGCGAAAGCUCGCGCUCGGCUGCAGCGGGUAGCUCUAUGGCUGCUGCAGCAGGGGCGCCUGGCAUUUUCGGAAUCACUCGAAGGAACGAACGUGAACGCGAGCGCGACCGACUGGUCCGGGCAAUGGUGACGGAUGUGCGUUUGGCUGAUCAGAUCGGCGUUGCCCGACCACCAGCACAUGCGAUACGUCCUGCGGUGUCGAACAUCAGCAUCAGCCCAAACGAUACAUUGGCGACGCUGAAUGCUGUCCCGUCGCCUGUCGUUGCUGUUGUUGGGCCAUCUGCGGGCGAGACGAGGGGGACGGCGUUGGAGGCCGAACGUGGAGAGGACAUGGUGAUUGGAUGAAAAUGGACCACGCUCGAUGUGUCAUUUUCCAUAUGUUGCAGGAGUCCUUACGCUCCUCUUUUACUCUUCUUGUUCAAGUUCCAUCGCUGCUGGUGGAAUGAUACUUUACCCAGACCGUAUUUCGCUCAUUCUACUACUGUCCGCAUCGACCAUCGUCGUUUGUCUCUUCUGCAAUGUAACUAGUCAACUUACCCCACAUCCACACAGUCUACCGCAAUACCAUUUUCUUUGACUGUCGCCAUACUUCGAGAGCAUUCCAUGGCCUCGGUCGGGUUUUGUUUGUCCGGAACAAAUAGAGUCGUUAGAAAAUGUGAUCGCUGGGAGGAAGCGCUCGUCCCUCACGCACACACACAUCCGCCGCGUUCUUUCUCUAUUAUUGACGUUCACCUCCUCUUUGUAUCGCCCAUCAAUGGCUGCUCAGGCG
Laetiporus sulphureus 93-53 is the source of this 3184-nucleotide messenger RNA. RefSeq lists its product as uncharacterized. Gene Ontology annotation, cellular component: MUB1-RAD6-UBR2 ubiquitin ligase complex. The record is from RefSeq and is a predicted model, not a curated record. The transcript has 5 exons. Bases 145 to 2760 code for a protein of 871 amino acids. Gene Ontology annotation, biological process: ubiquitin-dependent protein catabolic process; establishment or maintenance of cell polarity. NCBI's taxonomy places the organism in Eukaryota, Fungi, Basidiomycota, Agaricomycetes, Polyporales, Laetiporaceae.